Molecule: messenger RNA, 2861 nt
Organism: Prinia subflava (tawny-flanked prinia)
Lineage: Eukaryota; Metazoa; Chordata; Aves; Passeriformes; Cisticolidae
Gene: ZC2HC1C
Product: zinc finger C2HC-type containing 1C
Exons: 3
Coding region: 547-2280 (577 amino acids)
Source: RefSeq, a predicted model, not a curated record
AUCGCACCGCCUCACGGAUAAUACUGAUGCCUUAAGUUUUAACUUUCAUGUUUUUUCAGAUUCUGUGCAGCUAGGGGUGUAGUUCUGAGUCUCAUAUUAAGCUCUAGUAAGCUCUCUUCACAGAGUAGGUAGACAAAUCAUUUUCUUGCUGACGACCAAGGACAACGAGUACAACUUUCAGGCUCGAAAGCAUAAACAACAGUGGACUGAAGAAAGAAAACAAGGAUGAGGCUUCUCAACCCGAAGCUGUAAUUGGACAAUUAAACCCCAAUAUGCAAAUGGACCAAAACUUAUAAAAGUGUAAGACCUCGUGACCGGCAGUCCGUUUUGUGACAUUUCGAGUCCACCUUGGGUGUAGCCCUAGUCAGGCUCUUGUGCCGCCCAAGGUGUACACUUAAAGGCCUUUCAAUAAAUAUCUACUUUAUUCUCUAGCUCUGUCCAGUCUCUGUUCCAGGUCAGCCUUCCCAAGGCAUCAAUACAUACCGGACCGCCUCAUGAAUAAUGCAUCUCGGACCGCCUCAUGAAUAAUGCCCAUCGGACGGCCUCAUGACUCAGGACCGCCCCUGGCCGCCGCGCUCGAGCCGAGGUGGAACGGCCGCGCGGCCGGGAGCGAUCCAGGGGCGCGCACCGGCCGGAGCGGCGCCGGUCUCCCGGCAACAGCCACCAACCAGCGGCGGGCGCAGCUCCGAGCAGAGGCAGGAGGGGUCGGGUCUCUCGGCCAUAAGCGCAGCGUGUGGCGACGCAGCUUGCCGAGGAGGGAGGCCGGCGGAGCGCCGGGCGCAGCCCCGCAGGCACCGAAUGGCUUUUUUCCCACCGGUGACUCCUGUGGUGGCAGCUACUAAGUUUUCUCCUGGUUCCCAGCUGAAACAUCAGAGUAACAACAUUUCGCAUGAAUUCAUACUUGACAAAGAGGAAAGUUUAAAAGAUCUCUAUGCACAAAAGAACCAAAGAUAUUCCUAUUCUAUGUCUGCAGAAAGCACUCAGGACAGUCCCAGGCGUGGUGGACUAGAGAGCAAGUAUCUCAUCAGCCAGGCCUGUACUCUGUCAGCUAAAUCAUUGGGCAGACAUCAAGGAGUGGACCGUGCAUAUCCCCUGCAACCAGUUUCUCACCAGAAGAGGGUAAGAGCUCUGUUGCUCAACACAGGAAGUUCCCCAUACAUGCAGGAAGGUCCAAAUAGAAGAUCCAGCUCAAUAAGCAAAGGGAUGGUUCCAGCAGGGAUGUCUCAGUUAGCUGCAGUGCUCUACCCUUCGACAGGAGAGCCUGAACCAUCAGCUACCCAUCUACACAGGAGAGAGCUGGCAUACCUCCUAAAGCUGGAGGCAGAUAGAAGGAACCUAGAAGAGGCAAUUCAAAAGAAAAAGGCCCUUCUUGGAGAGAAGCUAAAGAGGACAGAGGAGACACUUAGGAGGAUUCAAAGAGAGAAGGAGCUUAACAAUGUAGAGGAGAGAAGAGAAAGUGAAGUGGAGAGAACCCAUGAGCAAAAGACCACAAGGCACCCUGAAGAGAAAAUUUUCAGAGCUGCAGACAGGCCAGGUGUUGGGAUUUUCAGUGGGACACAGUCUGCAGAGGACACUAUCCCCAACCCUGGUACCAAUCUCCACCCCCAAGAGCUGGCUGUGAGGAAACUCAAGGAGUGUCUCGUGGCCACAAAACACAGCAAAACAAACAACAGCAAAAUACAAGACAACAUACCCAUGGAGUACUUAGCUUCUUGUUCAAAACUGGCCCCAAAACACAGCCUUUCUCUCUCUGCCCUCUCAGACCAAUAUGCUGAUGACCACAAAUCCGCAGAGAUGCUAUACAUGCAGGCUGCCAGUGCUGUGGAGCAGGAGGAGUUUGGACAGUGCAGCUUCUGCAAACGUAAGUUUCUCUGCACGAGGCUUGAGAAACACAUGAGUAUCUGUGGCAAGAACCAAGACUCCAAGAGGAAAGUGUUUGACUCCAGAAAGGCCAGAGCUAGAGGAACAGAACUGGAAAGGUAUCAACAGUUGAAGAGCUCAAGGAGUCCUCAGAGUAAAACACCACCCAGAAGGAACAACUGGAAAGCGAAGCACGAGGCUCUCAUCCGCAUCAUGUCGCAGGCCCGCCAGGCGCAGCAAACCCUCACCAAGGGGAGGAAGGUGUCUGACCUGCCCCCACUGCCUCCCAUCGAGAAUCCAGACUAUGUUGCCUGCACCUACUGCGGACGCAAGUUUGCUCCCCAAGUAGCUGAGAGACAUAUUCCCAAAUGCAAAAACAUAAAGAAUAGGCCCCCACCUCCACCACAGAGGAGGCGCUGAUGAGGCAGUGCCCCACUGUACCUGCUGCUGUGGCUCCCUGCCUGGUGUUUGCCAGAUUCCCAGCUAUAGACACUUGUGUUUCCUGUAGUCUCAACACUGGCCGCAAGCUUCCGUGUACAGCAAGUGAACAGCUCAGGAUGAAUAAGCUGAAUAAUGGAACUUGUAUACUUUGACUGCACCUAGGUUGCCCUACAAAAGAUGCCCCUUUCCUCAUCACAAGGAGCUCAGGAUCAGAAAUUCCAGGGGUUAGAAAAGCUAACAAUAGCAGGCACUUACUGUUUGAAUCCUUAUGUCAAUUCAUGUGCGUAGAACAGCAGGGAUACUUGGAAUCAGCCAGGCCCUUGAGGCAACAGAACGACCAUCACAAUCAGAUUUAAUAUUUUUAAAAAUGGAGUUUUCCUGCAGGCCAAGUUGCUAGGAACCUCUAAAAAACAAAGCUUGCACCCUUCCUUAAGUCACCUGCUUAUAUUCAUCUUGGUUGUGGCAAUGGUAGGGAAUUAUGACAAAACAUAUCCCUUCUUUUGUUUUCUUCUCAAGAUGUUAUUUUUCUAGAUUCUAAUUAUUAAAUAUAUUAAACUAGU